This is a messenger RNA of Aspergillus ochraceoroseus IBT 24754, 1855 nucleotides long. RefSeq names its product Zn(II)2Cys6 transcription factor domain-containing protein. The coding region runs from base 358 to 1761 and encodes 467 amino acids. The transcript is spliced from 4 exons. Lineage: Eukaryota; Fungi; Ascomycota; Eurotiomycetes; Eurotiales; Aspergillaceae. Gene Ontology annotation, molecular function: DNA-binding transcription factor activity, RNA polymerase II-specific; zinc ion binding. The record is from RefSeq and is a predicted model, not a curated record. Gene Ontology annotation, biological process: regulation of DNA-templated transcription.
CUUAUAUAUAAAUUCCAGGGUCACCCUGCGCAUGGGCAACGGCCAGCGCCAACAGGUCGUUAACAGAACUGCGUUUAGCCAGAUCUCAGUGCAUCCAGCUCCGAAUAAGCUGUAUAUCCAUGGGUAACUAUGAACUUUAUGGGCAUUUAAUAUUGAACCAAUCUCCAGCCUUUUUUGCUUCUUGAUCAACAGCGCUACGCCACGCCAAGCCUCACAAGCCUUGGCGCCUGAAAGCUGGAGUUUCAUCCGUAUGACCAUUGUUCAUGUUCAUCGCGACUUUGACUCGAUGUCUCUGACCAAGAUGCACCUCAUUCUUUACUUGAAUUUUUUUAUUCUCUACCCCUGAAGUCGUCAAUCAUGCCUGGUGUGCCCUCCGGAAGAGGGUGUAAUGCCUGUCGCAAACAGAAGAAAAAGUGUGACGAGGCAAAACCUGCCUGUUCGCGAUGCCUUCGACGUGGAUUUGAGUGUGUUGGAGCUGGAGAACAGCGAUAUAAAUUCAAGGAGGAGUACGGCACAAAUAUUGGGCGAAAGCGAGCACCACCGCCCCGCCCCAAACAAGAACUACAGAAAGGCCAAGGUCAAGUUGUGUUCGUGGCUCCAAGUAAUGCUGUCACUCUUCUAGCUCAAGCUCUCGUGGCUACCAUCAGACCUGCAACGGAUUUGAGAUAUAACUUGAUGUGGGCUUACGGAGACUAUUUAACCUUGGUACCCGCUCAUCUAGGCUUCAACGAAGCCUUGGAUGCCGCCGUCGAUGCUCUAGUCACAACGCAUGCUACCUUUUCGUCGCGAAAGGAGGUCACGGUGGCAUCUUUAAUGAAAUAUUCCCGUGCUCUAAGCGCUCUGCGGGGCUGUCUGGAUAAUCCUCGUAAAGCGGGGACAUCAGAAACGCUAUGUGCAGUGUCUUUGUUGCUGCUAGUCCAGAAUAUGCUUGGCCCGCUGAACCAGCAAUUCACAGGACAUGCGGAGGGGGCUGUGAAGAUCCUAAAAGCGCGGAAAAGUUGCGCCCCACGGGAUGAGUUUGAACGUGCCCUCUUACUAUCCUUGCGCGGUCCGGUCCUGUUUGAGGGCCUAGUCAACCCAAAUAUUCAACUUACCGCCGAUGAAUGGAAAGAUAUGGUGGAGAAUGAGCUGGACUCAACCGCACCGGAAGGCCUGAUACUGCGGUGUUUGUCUCGAGUGCCAGAUAUACUGCGCCGCGCACGGAACAAUCCUAAUGGGCAAGCCGGGAUUUUGUCUCUGCAGACGGAGAUGAAGGCAUUGUACUCAACCGUUCGAGAGGUCUGUGACCAGUUCCGGGAUCGUCUGCUAGAGAUUGAGACUCCAGGCGGCAGCAAUGGUCACACACUUACGCCUGGGAUGUUUCAUGCCCAUUAUCAGCGCAUGUACGGAUUGGUUGUUACCAUUGCGUUAUACAUGAACUACAUGCUCAUUGCGCUGGGCACAAAUGACAGGCAUCUGAAGCCCGAUGGCACAUUUCUUGCGACAGAAAUGCUUAAUAUCGCAGAAAAUGCAAUUAUAUAUCGACCUUUUGGGUCCGGAUAUGUUCCCUUGGGACUGAUGGCCGGCUGGGUCGCCAUCGACAACAAACCACUACGAACGCUGAUUGAACGAUCGAUCGCGGACUACCAACAGGACUUCAACCAUCGAGUUCUCAACCCAACAAAGUUGGAAAGCCAGCUCCGUCAGCUACAUCCGCUGAUACCGGACUAUUCUCGGGACUGGUCUCAACCUAUUGAGCACGAGAUGUAUGAGCCUUUAUGAACUUGUUUGGGCGUAGAAUCUUUCCACCUAGCGGAUCUAGAUGCGGACAAAGAAGAGUAUUGUAUCAUCAGCCAUGCUAGACACUACUCGCGUA